Alternaria rosae is the source of this 802-nucleotide messenger RNA. RefSeq lists its product as uncharacterized. Gene Ontology annotation, molecular function: malate dehydrogenase (decarboxylating) (NAD+) activity; NAD binding. Gene Ontology annotation, cellular component: mitochondrion. The annotation marks the transcript as partial. The transcript is spliced from 6 exons. The record is from RefSeq and is a predicted model, not a curated record. Gene Ontology annotation, biological process: pyruvate metabolic process; malate metabolic process. Lineage: Eukaryota; Fungi; Ascomycota; Dothideomycetes; Pleosporales; Pleosporaceae.
AUGUCGACUGAUACCAAAGCAGCAAAGAGCACCAAUUUUGGCCAUUUGCCUCUAUCGACAUCUGGACCGCAGGAAACCAGCCUGACUCUUUCACCAAAGAAGAGCGCGAUACCUUCAAGCUACAUGGUCUUCCUUCCCACCAACGUUCAGACCCUCGACGAGCAGGUCAAGCGCGCAUAUGCUCAGUACUCCUCCCGACCGAAUGACCUCGCCAAGAACACCUUCAUGACGAGUCUGAAGGAGCAGAACGAAGUCUUGUACUACAGGCUCAUCCUCGACCACCUCAAGGAGAUGUUUUCGGUCAUCUACACCCCCACUGAGGUCGUAAGCGACGGACAGCAGAUACUUGGCAUUGGCGACCAAGGUGUAGGGGCCAUCCUCAUCAGCAUAGCGAAGCUCGUCAUCUACACUCUGUGCGCAGGUAUACAUCCUUCGCGAACGCUGCCUGUGGUCCUUGACUGCGGCACCGAUGAUUCUGGACAAAUACAACCUGAGAUCGCAUGUUUUAACGAUGAUGUACAAGGCACCGGCUGCGUAACGCUGGCAGCCAUCAUGGCAGCUUUCAAAGUGAGCGGGACCAAAUGGGAAGAAGCUCGCUUUGUCAUGUUUGGCUCGGGAUCGGCAGGCACGGGAAUUGCAGACCAGAUCCAAGAUGCUAUCGUCCAGAACACCGGAAAGUCGAGGGGAGAAGCCGGGCGCCAAAUUUGGUGCGUUGAUAAGCCUGGUCUCCUUUUACAAGGCAAGAAGGAUCAGCUCACCCCAGCUCAACUUCCUUUUGCGCGAGAGGAUAAGGAGUGGGAAG